Lycium barbarum (goji berry) is the source of this 3617-nucleotide messenger RNA. RefSeq names its product leucine-rich repeat receptor-like serine/threonine-protein kinase BAM3. The transcript is spliced from 2 exons. Gene Ontology annotation, molecular function: protein kinase activity; ATP binding; protein binding. Gene Ontology annotation, biological process: hormone-mediated signaling pathway; protein phosphorylation. The coding region runs from base 324 to 3347 and encodes 1007 amino acids. Gene Ontology annotation, cellular component: plasma membrane. The record is from RefSeq and is a predicted model, not a curated record. Lineage: Eukaryota; Viridiplantae; Streptophyta; Magnoliopsida; Solanales; Solanaceae.
UUACUGCAUAUAUACACUUAAUAGUUAAAGAAAUCCCAUUUAUUUUAGGCUAAAAAACUAACUUUGAUCUCCUCUUUGAUGUGUUCUUCACAGAGAGAUAAAAGGGAAAAGCAAAGAGAGGAAAAGGGGAGGCUUAGCUUCUUCCUUGAUCUUGAAGACUCACUUUCUUUCUUUUGAAAGAUGUUUGGUUCUUUAAAUCUAUCUACACCUGAAGUUUCUCAGAUUCCCUCAACUUUUCCCUCCUUUUACACAAAAUCCAUUUCCUCAAAGCCUCAUAAUAAGUCCCUUUGUUUCUUCUUCAAGUCCUUCCAAAUUCACUUUCCAUGAAAAACUUCCAAGAAAAUAUGUUGCCCCUCAUUGUUGUCACACUCUUUACUCUAGUGGGUACUUCCAUUUCUUCUUUUCCUUCUUCUCCUCUUAUUGGUACUGAUUUUCAUGCCUUGGUGAGCCUAAAACAAGGCUUUGACUUCUCAAAUCCUGCUUUGAGUUCUUGGGACACUUCAAAUCCUAGCUCAGUUUGUGAUUCUUGGGUGGGAAUCAAAUGCUUACAAGGCCGAGUUAUAUCGAUAAACAUGUCUAACAUGGACCUUUACGGCUCUGUUUCCCCUGCCAUUUCAAGCCUAGAUAAGCUUGAAGAGCUCUUGAUUGAUGGCAACAACUUCACUGGUGAAAUCAAGAUUGAGAAUAUGAGCAGUCUUCAGUCUCUCAACAUUUCAAACAACUUGUUCAGUGGGAAUAUUGAUUGGAACUAUUCAAGUUUAGCUAAUUUGGAGAUUCUUGAUGCUUACAACAAUAAUUUUUCAUCUUUCCUUCCUGUUGGAGUGGUGAACUUGAAAAAAAUCAAGUACUUGGACUUGGGUGGCAACUAUUUCUAUGGCAGAAUUCCAGAAAGUUAUGGGGAUUUGAUUGAGUUGGAGUACCUGUCACUUGCUGGAAAUGACUUGCAUGGAAGAAUCCCUAAAUCCUUGGGGAAUCUCACCAACUUGAAAGAGAUUUACUUGGGAUAUUUCAAUGUGUUUGUAGGUGGGAUUCCUAAGGAAUUUGGGAAGUUGGAGAAUCUUGUUCACAUGGAUAUUUCUAGUUGUGAAUUAGAUGGUUCAAUUCCUCCUGAAUUAGGGAACUUGAAAAUGCUUAACACACUUUUUUUGCAUAUCAAUCUUCUUUCAGGUCCAAUUCCAAGGGAACUAGGCAACCUCACUGGCUUAGUCAAUCUUGAUCUUUCAGCCAAUGCACUUACUGGUGAAAUCCCAUUUGAGCUCAUUAACCUCCAGCAGCUAAGGCUUUUCAAUCUUUUCAUGAACAAAUUACAUGGUUCAAUACCGGAUUUCAUCGCUGAUUAUCCCGACCUGAAGGUUCUUGGUCUCUGGAUGAACAACUUCACCGGUACUAUCCCCGAGAAGUUAGGCCAAAAUGAGAAGCUCCAAGAGCUUGAUUUGUCUUCAAAUAAGCUCACUGGUACAAUUCCUAAAGACUUGUGCGCCUCAAAGCAACUUAGAAUCUUGAUUUUACUCAAGAAUUUCCUCUUUGGUCCAAUUCCAGAAGAUUUAGGCACAUGUUCAAGUCUUGUUAGGGUGAGAUUAGGACAAAACUACUUGAAUGGUAGCAUCCCAAAUGGAUUCAUUUACAUGCCUGACUUAAACUUAGUUGAGCUGCAGAACAACUAUUUGUCUGGUACCUUAUCAGAAAAUGGUAACAUUUCUUCAAAACCAGCCAAAUUAGGUCAGUUAAAUUUAUCAAACAAUCAACUUUCAGGUUCUUUACCAUUUUCCCUCUCUAAUUUCACUUCCCUUCAAAUCCUUUCACUUGGAGGGAACCAAUUCUCUGGUCCUAUUCCUCCUUCUAUAGGUCAACUCUCACAAGCCUUAAAAAUUGACCUCAGUCAAAACUCUCUUUAUGGUGAAAUUCCCCCUGAAAUAGGCAAUUGUGUCCACUUGACCUACCUAGACUUGAGCCAAAACAACCUCUCUGGCUCAAUUCCACCUAGAAUAUCUGAAAUCCGAAUCUUGAACUACUUGAACUUGUCAAGAAACCACUUGAAUGAGACCAUACCAAAGUCAAUUGGUACAAUGAGAAGUCUCACAACUGCUGAUUUCUCAUUCAAUGAUCUAUCAGGCAAGCUGCCAGAAUCAGGCCAAUUUGCAUACUUCAAUGCCACUUCUUUCGCGGGCAAUCCUAGACUCUGUGGCUCUUUACUAAACAACCCUUGCAAUUUCACACUAAUUACCGAUCCGCCAGGAAAGUCUCGUGGAGAUUUCAAGCUAAUCUUCGCCCUCGGGUUGUUAAUCUGUUCACUAGUCUUUGCAGCUGCGGCUAUCAUCAAGGCCAAGUCUUUCAAGAAAACAGGCGCGGAUUCUUGGAAAAUGACAGCAUUUCAAAAGGUUGAUUUCAGUGUUGCUGACGUUCUUGAAUGUGUGAAAGAUGGAAAUGUGAUAGGCAGAGGUGGAGCCGGGAUUGUGUACCAUGGGAAAAUGCCAAGUGGGGUUGAAAUUGCAGUGAAAAAACUUCUUGGUUUUGGCAACAACAGCCAUGAUCAUGGUUUCAGAGCGGAGAUUCGGACACUAGGCAACAUUCGACAUAGGAACAUCGUAAGACUAGUUGCUUUUUGUUCCAACAAGGAAACUAAUCUCCUUGUUUAUGAGUACAUGAGGAAUGGGAGCUUAGGAGAGGCGUUGCAUGGGAAAAAAGGAGGGUUCUUGAACUGGAAUUUGAGAUACAAAAUUGCAAUGGAAGCUGCUAAAGGAUUGUGCUACCUUCACCACGAUUGUUCGCCGUUGAUCGUUCACAGAGACGUUAAAUCCAACAACAUUUUGCUGAAUUCAAACUUUGAAGCUCAUGUUGCAGAUUUUGGACUUGCUAAAUUCUUGGUGGAUGGUGGUGCCUCACAGAGUAUGUCUGCUGUUGCUGGAUCCUAUGGUUACAUUGCCCCUGAGUAUGCAUACACAUUGAGAGUAGACGAAAAGAGCGACGUGUAUAGUUUCGGUGUGGUUCUAUUGGAGCUUAUCACAGGGCGUCGUCCAGUAGGUGAAUUUGGUGAUGGAGUGGACAUAGUGCAAUGGAGUAAAAGAGUAACAAAUUGUAAAAGAGAACAAGUGACACACAUUGUGGAUCCAAGGCUAACCACUGUGCCUGAAGAUGAAGCCAUGCAUUUGUUCUUUAUUGCUAUGCUUUGCAUCCAAGAAAAUAGCGUAGAACGUCCAAAAAUGAGGGAAGUCAUUCAGAUGUUGUCAGAGUUCCCGAAACAAUCGCCUGAGUACCAACCAUCCUCUUCGAAACUUGUUUCUCAAAAGCUAAAGAGCCUUGAGAAAGACCAAACUUGUCCAAAGAUUCGGAAAGAACUUUUGGUUUAACCAAUCUUCAAUUUUAUUUAAUGGUCCUUAAUUUGGAAGGUGCUUGAGUUCACUAUAGUUCUAUAAUUUUAACUUCUUGUUAUUCUUUCUACUUGUUUAAGGAUAGGGUUUUUGUGACAAAGAGAAGUAGGAAUAUAACUAGUAUGUACUAGUAGUUAGUUGCUUUUGGGCGUUUAAUUUCUUGGCAAAGACAGGGCAAGCCCAAGUUGGUUUUUAUGCUUUUUGUGUCAUAUGGAUAUACAGGUAUAUAUUAUUCCAUUUACGGGUGAA